AUCAACGCAGAGUACAGAGAUCUAAGAAGAAGUGAAAAUAAUGGAGGGAAAGGAAGAAGAUGUACGAUUGGGAGCCAACAAGUUCAACGAGAGGCAGCCCAUUGGAACGGCGGCGCAGAGCCAAGACGAUGGCAAAGACUACAAGGAGCCACCGCCGGCGCCGUUAUUCGAGCCAGGGGAGCUGACCUCGUGGUCGUUUUACAGAGCUGGAAUCGCGGAGUUCUUCGCGACUUUCCUCUUCCUUUACAUAACCGUUUUGACGGUCAUGGGCGUGGUUCGGUCCAAUGAAGCCAACGGCAACACGUGUAAGACCGUUGGAAUUCAGGGCAUUGCUUGGGCUUUUGGUGGUAUGAUUUUUGCGUUGGUUUACUGCACCGCUGGGAUCUCCGGUGGCCACAUCAACCCGGCGGUGACUUUUGGGCUGUUUCUGGCGAGGAAACUGUCGUUGACCAGGGCCAUUUUCUAUAUGGUGAUGCAGUGCCUUGGCGCCAUCUGCGGCGCGGGUGUUGUGAAGGGGUUCCAACCCAAGCCGUACGACAGGCUCGGCGGUGGAGCCAACGUGGUCAGCAAGGGAUACACCAAAGGAGACGGCCUCGGCGCGGAGAUCGUCGGUACCUUUAUCCUUGUUUACACCGUCUUCUCCGCCACUGACGCCAAACGUAGCGCCAGAGACUCGCAUGUUCCAAUUUUGGCACCGCUACCAAUUGGGUUUGCAGUGUUCUUAGUUCACUUGGCUACCAUUCCGAUCACCGGCACCGGCAUCAACCCUGCUCGGAGUUUGGGAGCUGCCAUCAUCUACAACAACGAGAAAGCCUGGGAUGACCACUGGAUUUUCUGGGUUGGACCGUUCAUUGGAGCAGGAUUGGCAGCUUUGUACCACCAGGUGGUGAUCAGAGCCAUACCCUUCAAGUCCAAGUGAAGAUUUUCAGAUUAUGGUUAAAUAAUAAUGCCUUUGUUCAUCAUCAAUCAAUUGUCGAAAUCCGGAUUGAAUUUUAUGCCUACCUCUUUAUGAUCUAUGUUUUUGUAUGAAAUCAAGUGUGAAUUUAAUGGAUGAAGUGUUCAAGAUUUGUGAUAAUAAAAA
Messenger RNA from Cucurbita pepo subsp. pepo (vegetable marrow), 1081 nucleotides. Its product is annotated as aquaporin PIP1-2. Gene Ontology annotation, biological process: transmembrane transport. Gene Ontology annotation, molecular function: channel activity. Lineage: Eukaryota; Viridiplantae; Streptophyta; Magnoliopsida; Cucurbitales; Cucurbitaceae. The record is from RefSeq and is a predicted model, not a curated record. Gene Ontology annotation, cellular component: membrane.